CAUAAGGAAAAUCCUUUGUGGACACAAGGGACAAGAUACUGAAAUGAACUUCUUGACUGCACAAUAUAAAUGGUAGCAUUUCAUCUAUGUGAGUAAACUGUUCAUGUGAAAAUUAAUGAUGUCCUUUGCCUCUUUCUGGGGGUCAGUGCAACCUCAUGGAACCAGGAAAUAUUACACGGAUAUCAAAAUUUCUUCUCCUGGGAUUUUCAGAGAGACCAGAACUGCAGCCCCUCCUGUUUGGGCUUUUCCUCUCCAUGUGCCUGAUCACUGUGUUUGGCAACCUGCUCAUCCUCCUGGCCGUCAGCUCUGACUCCCACCUCCACACGCCCAUGUACUUCUUCCUGGCCAACCUGUCCUUUGUAGACAUCUGCUUCACCUCCACCACCGUCCCAAAGAUGCUCUGGAACAUCCAGACCCAGACCAAAGUCAUAACCUAUGAGGACUGUAUCACACAAAUGAACUUUUUCAUAACCUUUGCAGGGAUGGACGACUUUCUCCUGAGUGUGAUGGCCUAUGACAGGUUCGUGGCCAUCUGUCACCCACUGCACUACACGGUCAUCAUGAACCCCCGGCUCUGUGGACUGCUGCUUCUCGUGUCCUGGAUCAUGAGUGUCCUGUAUUCCUUGGAACACACCUUAAUGGUGUUGGGGCUGUCCUUCUGUACAGAGGUAGAGAUCCCCCACUUUUUCUGUGAACUCAAUCAGAUGAUCCAACUUGCUUGUUCUGACACCUUUCUUAAUAACGUGGUGAUGUACCUUGCAGCUAUGCUGCUGGGUGGUGGUCUUCUUGUCUGGAUCCUUUACUCUUAUUCUAAGAUAGUUUCCUCCAUAUGUGGGAUCUCAUCAGCUCAGGGCAAGUAUAAAGCAUUUUCCACCUGUGCAUGUCACCUGUUGGUUGUCUCCUUAUUAUACUGUACGAUGCUUGGUGUAUACCUUAGCUCUGCUGCUACCCAGAACUCACGGUCAAGUGCCACAGCCUCGGUGAUGUACACGGUGGUCACGCCCAUGCUGAACCCCUUCAUCUACAGCCUGAGGAACAGAGACAUAAAGAGGGCUCUGAAAAGAAUCCUUGGGAUUCAGUGUUAUAAGAACCAAUCAUCCAAAGGCUGAAGACACGCCCAUGAUUGAAGGGCUCAAAUCCUCAGAGCCAGGAACUGCCAAUCUUUGACAGACUGUGGAAGUAGGAUCUACUCCUUCUAUUUCUUUCUUGGCAUUUCCAUUUGUUUGAUCAACUUUUCUCUACAUUUAAGGAACUCACAUUAUUAAGCUUCUGCUGUGACUGAAAUACAGACAGUUUCUCCGUUGU
This is a messenger RNA of Panthera uncia (snow leopard), 1305 nucleotides long. RefSeq names its product olfactory receptor-like protein OLF4. Bases 156 to 1109 code for a protein of 317 amino acids. Gene Ontology annotation, cellular component: membrane. Gene Ontology annotation, molecular function: olfactory receptor activity; G protein-coupled receptor activity. The transcript has a single exon. NCBI's taxonomy places the organism in Eukaryota, Metazoa, Chordata, Mammalia, Carnivora, Felidae. The record is from RefSeq and is a predicted model, not a curated record. Gene Ontology annotation, biological process: G protein-coupled receptor signaling pathway.